Molecule: messenger RNA, 461 nt
Organism: Lindgomyces ingoldianus
Lineage: Eukaryota; Fungi; Ascomycota; Dothideomycetes; Pleosporales; Lindgomycetaceae
Exons: 3
Coding region: 72-308 (78 amino acids)
Source: RefSeq, a predicted model, not a curated record
UUUACUUCCAAAAUAUUUCUAGAAUCAUUUCCUUCCAGUACCUCUAACUAACAACAAUGCACUUUUCAACCAUGUACAGGCUUCAGCUUUCCAAACCUCCCGAGUACCGCUCAAGCACACUCUCGAUCUUUGGAACGCCUCCAAUAACGACAUGGUACUAUUGCUGCUCCUUUUUCUGUCGCAUGAUUACGCUUAUGCUUCAUGUCGAUUGGGCCCAAAAAUGGCUCUGGUAUGACUCUGUGUAUACCGCGUUGCUAUGUGUAUCGUGUUUUUGUCACUACACACGGCCGCAGGUGAUAAUUUUGUAGUUUAGUGUCGCUAUAGAUAUUUACGGGUUUGGAAUUGGUUGAGAGGUCUUGGUGGAUGCUUCAUACUAGGAAUUGCAAUGAUGGAAUUAGAAUGCUUUAUUAAUUCAAUCUUGUUGUGGUGCAGUAUCAUAAAUCGCCACAGGUUUCUAACCG